Molecule: messenger RNA, 1746 nt
Organism: Closterium sp. Naga37s-1
Lineage: Eukaryota; Viridiplantae; Streptophyta; Zygnematophyceae; Desmidiales; Closteriaceae
Source: the annotation of a GenBank genome assembly
AUGAGCCGUGAGUGUAACCUCACUGUCGAGCCGACCGAUGAGGGGAACAAUGCCACGCGAACAGCGCAUGUGCGAUCGACAACGGUGCACACGAUCCUUGGGCGCAUAAAGGCAUGCCAGAUGGCGGCGAGGGUGGAGGCGACGCUGUACCGGGAGACGGAGCUGGGCAUCAUGAGGGAGAUCUCGGUGGUCAGAUCGCAAGUGCGGUUCAACGUCCGCACUAAGAACGAGAGGGACAUCGAGAAUUGCGCCGACCGUCGACGCGGCACCAUCGGCGAUACCUACACCGCCGAACAGUUCCGCCAGAUCAUGAUGAAGGUGCUGCCGACAUGGGCGGCGGCGGCGUGGAACCCGCGGGAAACCACUCCGUCGCAGACGCUGUGGAGAUUCCUGCUCGUCAAGGUGCUCACGCUACUCUCCCACCACUCCCUCCUGUGCGGCGCCAGCAUCCGAGAGAUCACGCUUCCCGACGUUUUCUUGUAUCGACUGGAGAGCACCUCGUCGGUGAACCCGGAUAACCAGCCUGUCGUCAUGGUGAUCGCAGCGCGUAACUCGAAGACUUCCAAGGAUGCCCGUCUUCAGCAGAGCUACGCGGCGCGACAUCUUGAAGCAGAGUUGUGCGCCGUCGGCGAGACCAGCCUAUGGUUGCACUUCAUCCUCGACCAGAUCGGUCAGUUCUCCGGCGUCGACUUCCUUCCGCCGCUUGACACCACGAACGCGAACGCUGGUACAAGAAGCAUCUCUUCUUCGCCAAAAACGACAAGGAGCAAGACGAGCUCCCCGCCGCCAGCCACCAACGUUGGACUCGGCAGAUGUGGACGACCAACAAGGUGUUCUGCAAGCGGAACGUGCACGCCGCACGCGCCGGAGUAUCAUAACAUGUCCCUCAAGGAGACGCUGAAGUACGAGAUCGAGCGCGCCGCGGUCGAGAAGAUCGACCUUCAGGAGAAGAUCGAGAUGCGCGACGAUACCAUCGCGACGCUGACCGCCGAGCUUGCUCGUCUCACCGAGGCACUCCGUGUGUCAGAAGCACGGAGGAUGCCGUCGGCGCCGCCGUCGGCGACCGAGCCAGCGCCGAGCGAGGGCGGCUACGCGGAUUCGACCAACACGGGGGCCGGAGCCAAGAAACGGGACGAGAAGCCCCCGAAACCCCCACAGACGGUUGACGAGGCUCGUUACGAGCUCAACGUGGUGAAACCCUGGCGGGAGGCAACGACCGUGAGGGACGCUUGGCGCCUCUGGAACUCCGCCACCGCCGAUGACACCCGUCGCCUUUGCGAAAGGGUCGCCGAGCCGGGAUUCGUCGACCACCUCACCCUCCUCAAAGGCGCGACGCAGGGUGCACACGACAUGAAGGUGCGCCGCAUGCUGAAGGCCAUGGAUGCAGUGCGCCUUCUUCGCUCGAGCGACGGCGAUGCCGACACCGAAGCCGUCGUCGCUGCACUGAACAGGAUCGCGGCGCCGGGCAUUGGGACCUUCUGCGAUGCCCUCACGGUGCUGAAACCGGAAACGGCACCGACGUACUCCAAGGAGCCUGGCAUGGGAGUCAAGGGGCUGGGCCCCAAGGUGGUCUCGAAGCUACGUGUCGCCUGUGCUAUGGUGGCGCUCAACUUGAAGCCGAGAACUUGGGUCGCCGACCUGUUUCCAGACACCUGGGAGGAGCAGAUGCCGAAGACCGUGGCCGACUUGGCCAAGCAGACCGCACCUGCGCAGCGUCCUCCGACCAAGCGCAAGAAGUCGGCGUGA